AUGUUGAAAACUGCAGCCACCUUUCAACUGCUGUGCAACUUCCAACUUUUAUCAUUUGAGUCAAAGGCAUCUGCCUAUGAGUUCUAUCACUCACUAGUUCGUCUGACAGAUAAUACAGACUGUUACAAUGUGUUCUUACAAAUGGUUCAUGAGUGGCAACAUCUUAAGAUUGUGAAACACUUCGGUCAUGGACAUGAAGUGAGCGGCAUUGAUGGCACAUCGCAAGGCGAAUGUGUCGUUAUCUGUCCAGCUUGUCCCCAGCCUGGUAAGGAUUUGCACGAUGGCUGGGCACUUGCAACAAAAGCGAACUGUUGGUUGUACGCCACCUUUUUGGCCAUUGAUGUCAACUUUCAUUUAAAAAGACACAAUGUAUUGAGCAAUGAGACAGACCCUAGUAUGUCUACAGGGUGGUCAUAUUUUGUGGAGGAGACCGACUACAAGUCCUAUCUAGCCCAACAUUUGGGAGAAGCACAGGAGGUACACGACCCUGAUUUACUUUCUUGCAUGCUUCUGACACCGUUUCACAGAAAAGCACAUGCUCCAGUCACAAUGCUGAAAUAA
Messenger RNA from Suillus discolor, 561 nucleotides. RefSeq lists its product as uncharacterized. NCBI's taxonomy places the organism in Eukaryota, Fungi, Basidiomycota, Agaricomycetes, Boletales, Suillaceae. Bases 1 to 561 code for a protein of 186 amino acids. The record is from RefSeq and is a predicted model, not a curated record. The transcript is spliced from 3 exons.